Messenger RNA from Angiostrongylus costaricensis, 276 nucleotides. NCBI's taxonomy places the organism in Eukaryota, Metazoa, Nematoda, Chromadorea, Rhabditida, Metastrongylidae. The record is from the annotation of a GenBank genome assembly.
AUGGGACAACGACUGGCUCCAAGCCUUGCCAUUGCAUUUAUGUCUAAGGUGGAAGCACCGGUGACUGAUCUCGGGCCGCUACUCUACUGUAGCGACACCACCGAAUCGGUCGUCAUCGAGUCACUCGACGAUCAACGGAACUGCAGGAGACACAGGUUAAGCUCUCGACCAACAUAUCCUUCAUGUACACAAAAUCCUUCGUGUAUCUCAACAUUAGUGGUUCGGCCAAAUCAUCGGUGUCCGACGAAGUUCUGCAAGUUUUCACUGGCAUUGUGA